GCAGGAACCCUUUCUCCAUCCCGGAAUAUUAAGAAGCAUAAGCUACAGAACACAUGGACCCUGUGGCUUCUGAAUGUCGAUCUCGCCAAGUCGUGGGAGGACAACCUGAACAAGAUUGGCAGCUUCAGCUCCGUCGAGGCCUUCUGGCGAUUGUAUUACCGCAUCGAGCCGCCUUCAAAGCUCAAACUGGGCAGUGAUUACUCGCUCUUUAAAGAGAAUAUUAGUCCUAUGUGGGAGGACCCGUCAAAUGUGCAGGGCGUUCGUUGGUUGAUCAUAGUAAAUAGAAACUCCCAUGACGAAACGGACCAUAUGUGGCUCGAUGUUUUGCUUUGCCUCAUUGGCGAGGCCUGCCAUCAUUGCGAUCAGAUCUGCGGAGCUGUCGUUAGGAUUCGCCGAAAGGUCCAUAAGAUCUCCAUCUGGACUAAUGAUGCCAAGGACGAGGAGGCCAUCCUAGAGAUUGGCUGCAAACUACGCGAAGUGGUGCGCCUGGGAAACAAUACCUCUCUUCAGUACCGGGUGCACAAUAAGGUCGACUCCCUGGACUCCAAGUCAUUAUUUUUACUCAGAUAAUGUAACAAGUUUUAGAUCUAUCAAUUAUAUUUUUUAUUUUGAAUAGCUUUUAAAUGCUUAAAAAUAUCACAUUUUUAUAAUCGACUCCUAUCUUCUUUCGUUGCGAUCUUGUCAGAAACUGAAAAGGCUUUGUUGUAAUCCGUAAUCGGAUACUGUUUGAGAAUUAAAAUUUUGAUUUAAAAGGGUAUGCAUUUGAUAUAAAUAUGUUAUAGUUUUCGAAUGUAACAAAACAAAUCCGAAACAGCAAAGAGCCAAAUAUACCUAAAGUAUUGCAAAACAA
Messenger RNA from Drosophila elegans, 850 nucleotides. RefSeq names its product eukaryotic translation initiation factor 4E1-like. The transcript has a single exon. The annotation marks the transcript as partial. Gene Ontology annotation, biological process: translational initiation. Lineage: Eukaryota; Metazoa; Arthropoda; Insecta; Diptera; Drosophilidae. The record is from RefSeq and is a predicted model, not a curated record. Gene Ontology annotation, cellular component: eukaryotic translation initiation factor 4F complex. Gene Ontology annotation, molecular function: RNA 7-methylguanosine cap binding; translation initiation factor activity.